Molecule: messenger RNA, 1077 nt
Organism: Fusarium falciforme
Lineage: Eukaryota; Fungi; Ascomycota; Sordariomycetes; Hypocreales; Nectriaceae
Exons: 4
Coding region: 1-1077 (358 amino acids)
Molecular function (GO): methyltransferase activity
Source: RefSeq, a predicted model, not a curated record
AUGGCCGAAACGAAUCCGCCAGGAAACCCGCCGACCUUAAGCCAGACAACGGGUGCCUCUGCCGACGUAGCUCCCGACGCUGCACCAGUCGAACUCGAUGACGCACCGAAGAACAUCGUGGCGGACAGGGCCCCCGAUGACGAACAUUCUAGCGACGCCGGAUACGAGACGGAAAUGGCGUCCUGCCCCUCGACAUCCAUGAGCAGCAGCGUGCGCGACUACGCCUUCGAGAACAGCCGGCGCUAUCACAAGUUCCAGGAGGGGCGGUACCACUUCCCCAACGACGAGCCAGAGCAGGAGAGGGAGGACAUGAAGCACGCCAUGAUUGUGAACCUGUGCAACGGCAAGCUCCAUUUCGCGCCGCUCGAGAAUCCGCAGAAGGUCCUUGACAUCGGAACCGGGACGGGGAUUUGGGCCAUUGACAUGGGAGACGAAUACCCGGAGGCCGAUGUUUUGGGAAUCGAUUUAAGCCCCAUCCAGCCCUCCUGGGUUCCGCCGAAUGUCCGUUUCAUGGUUGACGAUGCCGAGGCGGAGUGGAUUCACCCGCCGGAUACCUUCGACUUCAUCCAUAUCCGACACAUGACAUCCUCCAUUCGUGACUGGCCGAGGUUGGUGUCACAGGCGUACCGGGCGCUUAAACCUGGCGGCUGGAUCGAGCUGCAAGAGCUGCGUUUCGUGCUAGAAUGCGACGACGGUACAAUGCGGGAGGAUAGCCAGGUGGUUGCGUUCCUCAACAACGUCAAGAAUGGCCUGGCAGAGUUUAACAUCGACCUGCUGGGAAUGCAGAAGAACCAGCAAAACUUGCGCGAAGCGGGGUUCGUCAACAUCGAGGAGAUGGUAUUCAAGGUACCGCUGGGCGUAUGGCCGAAGAAACCCAAGAUGAAGAUGGUUGGAUUAUACAACAGGAGCAUGAUUUACGACGGCCUCCACGGCAUUGCCAUGGGGCCCUUCACACGGGGGCUGAAGUGGACGCCGCAAGAGGUAGAGCUCUUUCUGGUUGGGGUACGGAAAGGCUUGAUGGACAGCAGCCAGCACGGAUACAUCCCGUUCCAUGUUGUCAUAGGUCAGAAGUCAUAA